Laccaria bicolor S238N-H82 is the source of this 1373-nucleotide messenger RNA. RefSeq lists its product as uncharacterized. The record is from RefSeq and is a predicted model, not a curated record. The transcript has 7 exons. Bases 1 to 1335 code for a protein of 444 amino acids. NCBI's taxonomy places the organism in Eukaryota, Fungi, Basidiomycota, Agaricomycetes, Agaricales, Hydnangiaceae.
AUGUUUGCUCUUCGUCGACUCUCCUGCAGAGCUCCUAGGGCCUUGACAGCCGUCCCAGUGAGGUACAAUGCCGACCUAACUGUUGCCACCGACUCUCCCGUUGCCCAACCGCCUCCACCACCACCACCUCCCGCUGCAGUAGCCUCUGAAUUUGCUGAGGACCUUGGGGAAAACACAGGCACUCGAGGACGAAGGCGCCGCAAACGCAUCCCAACGAAACGACCAGCCAUAUCCACCGAAUCACCCAGAAAAUGGAACCGUCCCCUUGCAGAGGGUGUACUACCCGCAUACGACAUGGCACUCAAAGUGAUUAAAACGGACAGCUUUAGGCUGAAGGAGGAGGCCAAGGAGCUGAGGACUCGAAUUGGGCUCGCUGAGAAUACUUUCCAAGAGCUCAGUGCAAAAGCGAAAGAGCUAUCGGAAGACUCUCAAGAGAGACAGACCUUGACCGAGGAGGUCAAUUUAUUGGAUGAGCAGUUGGAGGCGAUGAGGGUCAAGUUGAACAUUCUCGAGGUGCAGAGUGAGAUUAACCUCCCGGAUGUUAGACAUCUCGUUGAACAAAAAUGGAGGAAAGAUGGCGCGUUGGACCUGCUGAUGGAACGUAUCUACCAAAUGGGGGUCGUUCCCGACGUCCUACCAGAGAUUCGCCCUUCCUUGGAUCUGCGCGUUGUCGCAAAGACCCGCGCUGCCGAGUUUCUCAACGCGGGAAAGGUGCAAAAGGAGGUUGAGCCUGGAGUUUAUCUCCUGCCCAAACAGACCCUCGAACCGCCAAAGCUUUACGUGAAUGUCUUCCACGAGGAUACGAGGCUCUACACCAUGCUUCUUGUUGAUCCUGACGUCCCGGACGUGCACAACGAGUCAUUCACAACCUUCCUUCAUUGGAUGAAGCCAAACAUUCCCCUUUCAUGCGAACACACCCAACGCAUCCUCGACCUAAACACACACACAAAAUACAUCCCACCUCACCCCCAACAAGGGACCCCCUAUCACCGCUACGUCCUUCUUCUUCUCCCACAACCCCCUCUGGGAGGAGCAGCAGAGUACACCAUGAAUACCAUAGCACGCGCCCAGCCUGGCGUGCCCACCUCCGAACAUCUGGACAUCCCUAUUAUCCCCGAGGAGGAACGCCUCGGAUUCAACGUUAGGGAAUUCACAAGACACUGGGGUCUCGAUGCAAGGAAGGGAGGCGGCGCACAUAUGUGGCGAGAGAUUUGGAACGAGGACGUUUCGACGAUUUAUAAGGAUAUCUUACAGAGGGAGGAACCGAGGUAUGGACGACCUCCCAAGGUCGAUCCCUACGCGGAUGUCAAGAGGUCGAGAAAGUAUAUUUCUUAGAUUGCUAUACACGCUUUUUACGCAUGCAUGCAAUUCAA